AUGGACUUUUCUUUAAGAUGCAAUUCCCUCAAAUGCCGAGCAGAAUUGAAAGAGAAAGCAGUGGUGACAACCUGCUCACACAUAUUCUGUCAUGGAUGCGCAGAGAGCCUCGGACUCUCUCGUCCAACCACUAGCAAUCGGCUCUGUCCUGCGUGUCAAACGGCACUUCUUAAUCCGGAUGACGCUGUUUCGACAAUCUUGAAUCCGACGGAGGACUACAAAACAAGCGUGUUGAGUGGGUUAGAUCCGAACACAAUCAUGGAAUGUGCUGGUCGCGCACUUGCAUUUUGGGCAUACCAAAGCACACAGGAGAUCUUCUACCAGGAAUACCGAGCGAAGACGCUGACGGAGAAGUACACCAACCUGAACACGCAGAUGGACAAGGUCAUUCACAAUGCCAACACAGAGAUCAUGUCACUGCAGAACAAGUUAUCUGACAUGCAAUCAUCCCAAGAAGACCUCCAAAAGCAAAAUCAGGAAUUGAAUGAUAUGUACCGCGACAAGAACAAUAAACUCGCUCAAAUGACCAAUCUCUACAACCUCCUCAAAGCUCGUGCCAUGCGGUCCCGGAUGCAAACCGCAGCCUCGGACACAGUCUCCCAAGCUCUCUCAUCGCUCAAUGCUCCUGUCCCUGAUUCUGCUCUUGAACGUGCCUCUGCCUCCAUUCCUCUGUCCAAUACCUCAACGUUGCCUUCUGUCCCGAUUAUACGACAUCCCAAGACUCCCACAUUUCCCGUCAACCCAGAUGGAGUCGAGCAGCUUUAUCGGAAUCAACGGAGCGGCACUGGUAGUUCCAAAAGAGCAAGGAAGAGGACACCUCGCGGAGCCCCAAUGCCUCCCCCUGCUCGGCCAGACUGGGAUGGGCGAAAUAGCAAAGGUCGAGAUCCCGCUCCCCAACAUCGGACUCGACUUCCACGAAUUUCUCGGACUCCGACUUUCUCCUCGGAGUUGCCUCCUGGUGAUGCUAUCACGCAGCGGUUUGGGCGUUGA
Molecule: messenger RNA, 990 nt
Organism: Penicillium roqueforti
Lineage: Eukaryota; Fungi; Ascomycota; Eurotiomycetes; Eurotiales; Aspergillaceae
Exons: 5
Coding region: 1-990 (329 amino acids)
Biological process (GO): reciprocal meiotic recombination
Cellular component (GO): synaptonemal complex
Molecular function (GO): ubiquitin protein ligase activity
Source: RefSeq, a predicted model, not a curated record